AUGAGGAUUAUCAUAUUUUCUUGGCACUUUCUUUGGGUGUAUUCCGCCCUUUGGGGGUUGGCGGCAGGGGCUUUCCCCAGCUCAGUGCAGAUAGGUGGACUGUUCAUUAGGAAUACAGAUCAGGAGUACACAGCAUUCCGACUGGCUAUCUUCCUCCACAACACCAGCCCGAACGCUACAGAAGCUCCUUUUAACCUGGUUCCACAUGUCGACAACAUAGAGACUGCCAACAGCUUUGCUGUCACCAACGCAUGUAAGUGA
Menidia menidia (Atlantic silverside) is the source of this 261-nucleotide messenger RNA. NCBI's taxonomy places the organism in Eukaryota, Metazoa, Chordata, Actinopteri, Atheriniformes, Atherinopsidae. The record is from the annotation of a GenBank genome assembly.